Molecule: messenger RNA, 1167 nt
Organism: Clonostachys byssicola
Lineage: Eukaryota; Fungi; Ascomycota; Sordariomycetes; Hypocreales; Bionectriaceae
Source: the annotation of a GenBank genome assembly
AUGCGUCCUCUAGGUCUGAAUUCCAGCUGGUUCAAUCCCUCGGCGCUUCUUGGACAUCAGUCGCGGAUGUCACGGAUUCUGCGCGAUAAAGUACCAAAGAAUCCGCGACCAUUCAACGCCUCUGUGCCUAAGGGGAGACUAAAGAUAGGCGCACCGUGGUUUCGAGAAGGCUCCGUGAGGGCAAACUCAACCGUAUCUACCCCAGGGCUACAUGACGAGGGUCGGACGCCUAAAGAUCUGUACGAGUUGUCUCUUGGGCUUUCGCGGAGUCGAAUAAAUGGGAACACAGAAAUACAAUGUACAAUAUACGACGCGGAGGGCGAGGAAACCCUGGCACAGAAAAUGACAAAGUAUGACAUGGUCAAGAGCUUUGGGUUCAGUGGUCGGGAUCUGCGAACUUUCGAUCUCCCUUCCGGCGGAUUUCCUCACAUUUUGAUCCGCGAAGGGACGAUACUCAUACAUAUUUUUGAUCUAAGACUAUUGAUCCAGGCGGAUCGUGUUUUUCUCAUCAAUAUCGAAGAAACCAUUGGCAGCGAAACCGACAAUGCAUCUCGAGUGUUCCGCCAUGACCUCAAGAGUAAACUGCUCGGGAGUCGUGGAUCAGGCGUUUCUAUCCGACUACCUUAUGAGCUUCGAGUGGUAGAGGCAGCAUUAGCAUCUGUGACGGCGACACUGGAGGCUGAGUACUUGCUAGUCAAGAAGGAGGUGUCUCAGACCCUUGCUUCCCUUGAGAAGGAGGAGCACCCUCUGAACUCGGAGCUCAAAACUCUUCUCGACUUGGUGCGGACUCUCGUAGACAUCGAGAAACGUGGAAAGCAAGUGAGAGAAGUCAUUCAAGAGGUGUUGAACGAAGAUCAGGAUAUGGCCGACAUGCACCUCAGCGAUAAGAAAAACGGCCUUCCCCACACAGCGGCUGAUCAUCAGGACGUUGAAUAUUUGUUUGAGGCAUUCUACAAGGCUAGCGACAGCGUAGUGCAGGAGGCAGCCAGUUUGAUCAGGUACAUUCGGCAGACAGAAGAGACGAUCCAAUCAAUUUUAAACGUCCGACGGAACCAGAUCAUGGUCCUGGAGGCUAAGAUUGAGAUUGUCAUGGUUGGCCUCGCGACUGCCACGCUUGUGGCGGGAUAUUACGGCAUGAAUGUGGGCUCAUUUGGCGAUAUGGGAUGA